AUGGGAAUGGCGGGAAUGGGACGAAUGUCAACGGCAGCGACAAGUGAAAGAGGCCUGCAUGGGGGGGAGCCGGAGGUCGCGGCGGCAGAUCAAGACUUACUCACCGCGUUGAACCGCGGAUUAAACCGCGGGAUGAGCCACGAACCUCCUGUGGGUGCGCGUGCUGGUGUGGGCAUGGGUGGCUCUGCCUCUGCCCUUGCUGGUGCAGGCAUGGACUCUGCCUCUGCGCGUACAGGCCGCACUGCUGUGUUUCGACCAGCUGAGAUGCUCGAGGGGCGCGGGGGGCACGGGGGGCACGGGGGGCGCGGGGGGCAUGGGGGACAUGCGGGAGGCGAGUGGCGCGAGGGGAGGGAUGGGCGCGACGGGCGCGGGCGCAGCGUUGGCGCAAGAGAUGCGUCGUACGGCGGCGGGGCGAGUCACCAUGUGACCCCCCCGCAAGUCGUGGCACCGCCAGCUCUGAUACCACAAGUCAUGGCAUCACAAGUCAUGGCUCCACAGCUGGCACCGCAGGCACGUCAGGAGUCUGUGCCACGUCACCAGCCGUUUCAGGAACCCGCGCCACGUCAACAGCCGUUUCAGGAGCCUGUGCCACGUGAGCAGCCCCGUCAGCAGUCCGUGCCUCGUCAGCUGCCUCGGCGAGAGUGGUGGCUUGAUGCGAUAGGAGAAGGGGAGCUGAUUCAGGUCCCACGGGACAGUGCAACGGCCGACACCAGGGCGAGCGUUCAAGUGGGUACUCUUGAAACGGGCGCUGCUGCUGGUAUGGGGUACGAGAGCCUUCAAGGGCAGGCGGAAGGUGGCGAGAGAGUUCAAGUUGAAACGCUUGAUGAUUUCCAGAUUCGCAAUAACGAGUAUGGGAACAGUGCUGGCGUUGGCUUGCAGGGGUUGCAAGGGAGGCAGCAGGGGGAUGGGCAGAUGCGAGGGGGGAGAGAUGAGGUGACGCCAGGUUCAGAGCUGAUGGACGGUGCUGAUGAGGCCAUGGACGGUGCUGACGUGGACAUGGACAGUGCUGAUGUGGACAUGGAUGCCACUGACGUGGACGUAAACGAGCUUGUUCUGCCCGGUGAAGAGGCCAAUGAAGCUGCUGGUGCCGCCUUCCACCCCGCUGCUGCCACCUCUGUUGCUUCCCCUGCAUAUGCCUCUGCUGCGGCUUCUGCCAGUGCUGUUGCUUCUGCCACUGCUGCCGCCGCUGCUGCUGCUGCUGCCAGUGCUGCUGCUGCUGCUGCUGCUGCUGCCGGCUCUGUGGGUGCGCGAUGGCAGCGAGUGAACUGGGUUGGCAACAGGCACACGGCACUUCCACACCCGCCACUGCAGCAGCAGCAGGUGCGGCAGCAACAGCAGCAGCAGCAGCAGCAGCAGCAGCAGCAGCAGCAGCAGCAGCAGCAGCAGCAGCAGCAGCAGCAGCAGCAGCAGCAGCAGCAGCAGCAGCAGCAGCAGCAGCAGCAGCAGCAGCAGCAGCAGCAGCAGCAGCAGCAGCAGCAGCCGCAACAGCAACAGCAGCGGCAGCAGCAGCAGUUCCAACAGCCACCGCCGCAGCAGCAGCAACAGCAGCGGCAGCAGCAGCGGCAGGGGCAGCAGCAGCGGCGGCAACGGCGGGGGCAGCAGCAGCAGCAGCAGCAACAGGUUCAGCAGCAGCAGCAGGAGCAGCAAGCCUCAAUAGUAGCCCCUGCCAUUCAAGGUUCCGCAGCAACACCUUCCACGCUCCUUCCUGGGCGGGAACCUUCCGUGCAACUUCCGACAGAGGAACCUUCCGCUCACCUUCCAAGCCGUGAGCCCGCCAGGCCGUAUUCCAUGCCCGAAGCAUCUCCCCAUCCUCCCGCCCAGAUGCCCACCCUCCCCCCUGCACCAAUGACUGUUGAAUCGACUCGUGAGUCUGCGUAUCCUCCUGCUGCUGACGCCCAUGCCCUCCUGCCGGACAUGGCUAGGGACAUGGGUGUGGGCAUUAGUAGGGGCAUGGAUGGGGAUAUGGGUGCAGACUUGGGUAGGGGCAUGGGUGGGGGCAUGGGAGGCAUGAGUAGGGGCAUGGGUGGGGGCAUGAGUAGGGGCAUGGGUGGGGACAUGGGUGGGGGCAUGAGUAGGGGCAUGGGUGGGGACAUGGAUGGGGACAUGGGCAGAGGCGUGGUUAGUGGUAUGGAUAGGGGCAGGGGCAGAGGCAUGAGUGGGGGCUUGGCAAGGGGCAUGCCAGGGGACUGGGGUGGGACCGUGGGUGGGGGUAGGGGCGGGGAAAUGGGUAUGGGCGUGGCAGGAGCAGUGGCAGCGGCAGCAGCAGGAGGAGGAGGGGCAGCGGCAGCAGGAGAAGGGCUGGACGGAGGGGUGGAUUGGGAGAUAGAGAUGGGGGCCAUGCCUAUGGAUGGGGGGGAUGAUGAUGGUGAUGAUGGUGAGCCGUGGACAACAGAGGGACUGGGGGAGGCGGGAGGGGCGGCGGGAGAAGGAGGCGUUGCAGUGAGAUCAGCAGCAGCAGCAGCAGCAGCAGCAGCAGCAGCAGGAGGAGCGGAUGGGGUGGGAGGAAUGGAACUGGCAGCAGCAGGCGCGCAAGGUGAAGCAGCAGCGGGAGGGGGGGCAGCAGCAGCAGGGGGGGGGGAAGGCGGGGUGGAGGACGAGGGGGAAUGGCGGCCUAUUCGGUUGCGGAAGGGGCGGCCGAAGAGGCAGAACAAGCUGGAUGUGCCCACCAAGCGGGAGAUGUGCGCCCUCAAACGGUUGCGCCCGGGCCUCACCCACGCCAACAUCAUUCAGCUGCUGCAGGUGAGAUGGUGGGAGUGGUGUCUAGCAGGGAAGGGCGAGGCAGAGCAAGCUGGACGUGCCGACGAAAAGGGAGAUGUGCGCCCUCAAGCGCUUGCGCCUGGGGUGAGAGCGGUGCUCUGCAGUGAGAGCGGUGCUCUGCAGAUUCGCUUCCCUGGGCUGCGAAUGGAGUCGUCACACGUGACCAAGAUAAUAAAGGACGAGAGCCGGUGGUUUGACGAGCGGAAUGUGAGGUUUGUGCACAACAUGCGCGUGCGCAUGCCCGACUGUUACGCGCUCGAGGAGGCCCUGGCCGCGUGGUACAAGGAGGAGCGCGUGCACGGCCGCAUUCCGCUCUCUAGAGUCUCUGGCAAGGCCCGGGAGCUUGGCCCCUUGCAUGGCGCCCCGGCGGAUUUCAACAUGUGUCUCGCAUGUGUCUCGCAUGUGUCUCCCAUGUGUCUCACAUGUGACUCGCAUGUGACUCGCAUGUACAGCACCGGAUGGGUGAUGCGGUUUCAAGAGCGGUGGGGGUAUUCAAGAAAGCAUCUGGAAGCGGCGAGGGAGGCACACUUUCAGGAGGAGGAGGAAGGCGAGGGGGAGGAGGGGGAGGGCGGGGGUGCUGCUGCUGCUGAGGGGGAGAAUCCUGGCCCUUCACUUCUAGAGCUUGCAGAUCGGAUGUUUGGUCCGGAGAUUAGGGAGGCUGGGCGGGGAGGUAGGGGGCGGAGGAGGAGGAGGAGGCAGAGGGAGUGGACUGCGGAUGGACGGGAGGUGAUUGAUUUGGAGAGUGAGGGGGAAGAUGAGGGUGGGGAAGGGAGUGGGGAGGACGGGGAUGAGGAGGGGGAGGACGGGGAUGAGGAGGGGGAGGAGAGAGAGGAGGAGAGGGAGGAGGAGAGGGAUGGUGGUGAGGGUGGAGGGGAGGAAAUGGGACAGGUGGUGGAAACACAGGAGGGAAGAGAAGUGCAUGGGGAAAGUGGGGUGCGAGAGGAAGGAGCGGUGCAUGAGGGGGGGAUAGGCCCACACACUCCCGCUCCUCAAACCACCACCCUGGCAGACCGCUCCCCCCGCCCCACCCUUGCGGAAUUGGCUCUAGCAGAGGCGAUUGCAGAUGGCACGAUAUCAGAUGAAGGCGGGUCCCUCCGUGUGAGAGGUGACCUGGCAUCCCUUGCUCUGGCUGAAGCCACAGGAGCCCUGCCUGCUGCUGCCAUUGCUGCUGCUGGGGAUAUUCUAAAGCCGAAAUACCCAGAAUUUGAGAGGGUACUCGCGGAGUGGGUGAGAGAAAUGAAGGGUAAGUACGGGGAAGAUGUCCUAGUGUAUGAGGAUGUGAAGGGGUAUGCGAAGCAGCUAGGGGCACGCAUGGGCGUGCGGAAAACCUUUACUUACAGCCAUGGUUGGGUGGCUAGGUUUUUGCGUCGGCAGGGGUUGAACCUGAAGAGUAUCAGGAGGGAUGUGGCGAAGAGGGGAGAGUCUGGGGCGGGUGGGGGCGGGGGUGGGGAAGGCGGGGAAGGGAGGGAAGGGGGGGAAGGGCAGGGGGAAGGGGAGGGGGAAGGGGAUGAGUUAGGGACGGAUGGAGAGAGGGGAGGUGUGACUACAGACGAUGGUGCCAGUACUGAUGGGGGCGGUGAGGGAGAGGGGGAAGACGGCAGAGGGGUGGGAGGGGGGAGGGGGGAGGAAAGGGGGGACGAGGAGGGAAGAGAGGAAGGAGGGGAGACAGCAGGAGGGGAGGCAGCAGGAGGGGAGGCAGCAGCAGGAGCGGAGGCAGCAGCAGGAGGGGGUGCAGCAGCAGGGGAUGCAGCAACAACAGAAAAGGCAGCAGAGAAGGCAGCAGCAGCGAGGGAAGCAGACGAGCUAGCAGGGAGGAUCAUGGCUCUUAUAGAGAAGAUCAAGGCGGGCGAGGAGGUGAGAGCGCUGCAGGCUGAAAGGCUCGCCUCCCGCAGAGGAGGAGGCAGGAUUCGAGGCAGGAGGCCGGGGUACCUUGGUCACACCACCACCACCGCCGCCACCGCCACCGCCGCCACUGCAACAAACAACAACGACGGUACUAACGGCGGUGGUAACACCACUAGUGUCAAGCAACGCACGCAGGUGCCGCUGCCGCUGAAGCUCGCCGCGUGUGCUGUCUACCGCGCCCGCCCCGACCUACCCCACGUGAUCGUCCACCAGACCCUGCAGAAGCGGUACAAUGUGAAGCUAGAGCGGUUGAAAGCGGCCAAUAUGCUGAGCAUGGAGGGGGUGAUGAGGGAGACGAUGCAGCGGGGCAUGGUGCGGGCGCGGAAGGGCAGGGAGGUGCAGCUGGAGGAGGCUCUUGCUAUGGCCGUGAGGGAGGCUGCUGAGAGGGUGGGCGGGGAGAAGGGUGGGGAGGGAGCGGGAGAGGGUGGAGCGGCACGGGAUGGAGAUGGAGGGGGAGAAGGGGCGGUAGCAGGAGGAGGAGUGGGGGGAACAGGAGGAGGAGCGGGAGGAGAGGGAGCAGGGGCAGCAGGAGGGGGGGGAGGAGGAGCGGGGGGAGCAGAAGGCGAAGCCACAGCAGCAGUAGCAGCAACAACGCCCCCUGCCCCGCUAAUGACGGUCCCCCAGAUUCUGGCAUACGCGAAGCGCCUGGGCCCGCUGGUGGGCGUGUCCCCCUCGUUCCGCUACAGCACCGGCUGGCUGCGGUGCUUCCUGGAUCGCCACCAGCUUCAAGCAUUCGUUGCUGGGAAAGCCGCGCGGAAAGGGGUUGCGGCGGGAGGAGGAGGAGUGGGAGGAGGAGGACCGGGGGCAGGAACGGGUGGAGGAACGGGGGGAGGAACGGGGGGGGGAACGGGGGAAGGAACGGGGGGAGGAGCGGUGGGAGAAGUGGGAGGUGGGAGGGGAGGCGAGGGGGAGUGCGAACCAGAGGGGUUGAGAGGGAUUCUGGAUGAGACGUUUCAUGUGAGGCAGGAGGAGGUGGAUGCACUCGUGAGAAUGGCUGACCGGCUGUGGCGGAGGACAAUGCGCAUGAAACGGGGGCAGAAGGGCGGAGAGGAGGUCGAGGAGUCUGAGGAAGAUGAGGGGGAAGGGCAGAUGGGGAGGGGAAGGAGCGGGAGAGGGCGGGGUGGGGAUGGGGAUUGGGGGGAGGAUGGAGGGGAUGCGGGUGGUGAUUGUGAUGACUCUGGUAGUGAUGGUGGUGGUGGUGGUGGUGGUGGUGGUGGUGGUGGUGUUUGGGGAAUGGCAGAGCGAAGCACUUGCUUUCCCCUCCCUGACUCAGGGGCCUCGAGUGGGGACGAGCAGGCAGGGGGGCAUGGGGCGAGAGUCUCUCGUUUCCAGCAUCUUCAUUCCCUCUCAAAUCUGCCUGGGGCGCGGGUGGUGCCGCCGUCGCUUGCUUCUCUUGCGCCUGGUGGAGCAGGCACGAGGUGGGGAUCAACAGCAGCAGCACUCGUGCCAGCCCUUGUGACCACAGCAGAGGGGAUCCUGUCAGAAUUAGCAGAUGUGCGCGUGGGGUCUCUGUCAGAAGCGCACCCGUCUCUGCUCUCCUCCUGGUCCCGUCUCUCUGCUGCCUCUCCUGCUAGCACUGCCGGUGCUGCUGGUAUGACUGGUUCUGCUGGUGCUGCUACUGGUGGGGGUGUAGGCGCUGCUGUUGGGGUUAUAGACGGGUUAGGGGGCAUGCUUGGCGGGAUGACUGGGGGGAGUGAGGUGGAGCUGAGAAUGGCCCGGCGGCGCCGAGACAUGCUGUCCUCUGAUGCUUUCUAUAAACGCUGGCAAGAGCAUGCUAGAGUGCGCCGAGAAGCGGGUGAGAAAGCGAGGGAGAGAGGAGGUGGUGAGGGAGGAAAGGGGGAGAGAGGUAUGGGAGAGGGAGGGGGGACGGGAGAGGGAGGAGGAAGGGCGGUCGGAGUGGUGGGAGGGGCGGGAGGUGCAGGAGGAGGGGGCGGAGAGGGGAAGAGUGGGGAGGGGGCGUGGGAGGAGGACGAGGGGUGGGAAUGGUGGAGGAGGUCUGGUGUGGUGGGGGUGCGGCAGAUGGUAGGUGCGUGGGAUAGGCUCUUGGCUGUGCGUGCUGUGUGUGUGGAAAGGGAGGGUGGUGCUGGUAGGGGUAGUAGUGGUAGGGGUAGUGGCGGUGGGGAAGGGGGAGGUGGUGGUGGGAGAGUGGGAAUAGGGGGGGCUGGGGUAGGUGGGGGAAGAGGGAGAGGUGGUGGGAGAGGGGCAGGAGGGGGGAGAGGGAGGGAAGCGGUUGUGCGGUGGGGGGCUGGGUUGCAGGUGAAGCAGGAGUGGGAUGAGGUGGACGAGGAUGGCAGUAUGGAGGAUUGGGAGGAGAAGCCAGCAGUGGGGAGGCAGGGGGAAGGGCUGGGGCAAGGGCGGGUGAAUACAAGGGGGGCUGGGGUACGGGUUGGAACACGGGGGUCUGUGGGGCGGAUGGGUAGAGGGGGCACUGGAGGAAGGGGCACUGGAGGAAGGGGCAGGAAGAGGCGCAGGGGUGAGGAGCAGGGCGGGCCGAUAGCGGCUGCAAAACGCGGGGGGAAAGGGGGCUUUGGGGUAAGAGGUGGUGGGCGAGGAGGGGGGACGGGACGGGGGAGAGGUGGGUUUUCAGGGGUGAGAGGAGUUGGAGGAGCCAUGCUUGCAGGACGAGGUGGGUUGGCAGGAAGGGGCGGGGCAGCAGGACUAGGUGGGGUGGCAGGAAGAGGAUGGGCGGCAGGACUAAGUGGGGCGGCAGGAAGGGGCUGGGCGGCAGGAAGAGGUGGGGCGGCAGGCAGAGGUGGGGGGUCAGGUUCACCGCCGGGUCCCACUGGGCAGCCGUCGUCCUUUGCAGCACUGCUGUCUCAGCUCCUCUCCUCCACUGGCCCCCCUCCUGGCACACUCACCCCUUCCGCUGCAGCCAACAUCAGCAAUCCCCUCAACCCUCACACUGCUCAGGGAUUUAGGGUUGGAGGGUUUGGGGGGGCUGAAGGUGCUGCUGCUGUUGCUAAUGCUGCUGUUGCAAAUGCGUCUGCGGCUGCAGCUGCUGCUGCUAGAAUGCCAUCCGCUACAAUCACCACCACUACUGUCACUCCUGAAGGGUUCACCACCACCACAAUUGUCCCCAAUAGGUAG
Messenger RNA from Closterium sp. Naga37s-1, 7749 nucleotides. The record is from the annotation of a GenBank genome assembly. Lineage: Eukaryota; Viridiplantae; Streptophyta; Zygnematophyceae; Desmidiales; Closteriaceae.